AUUUUCGUGGUUCUCUUUCCUCGCGGCGUUGUUUUUCUUUUAAAACACCCCCGGUCCGCGCGGCGCGGGGCCCCCCUGGAAAGCGCAUCCGGGCUUGAACCCCUGGGCUCUGCCUUCGCGCCGGGUGGCCGUCGUCUCGAAGUGGGUGGCGAGUGUCUUGUGAGCUUGGCUCUUGCAGGUCCUGCGCACUUGAUUACAGGCUCCGUGCCUUGCCCUCGCUGAAAUGGCGCCACGGCGUCCCGGAGCCGCGGAGCAGGGGGGUGGCUCUGCGGGGCCGGCGGGCGCCGGUCCGGGGAGGCGCAGGCCCCCAGCCCUGGGCCGGUUUUCACACGAGCCGGCUCGCCUCUUAAGAAGCUGUGGCGCCUUCCAGCCUCGUUUCUUGGAAUUACGGCCUCCUCGGGGUCUGCAGGGAUGGAGAAGGCCGUGGAAUUGCAGGGAACUAGGAGGAGAGCAAACGGGAGCCGUGUACGAGCGUGGCAGCGCGGACGGUGGCGGCUGCGGGAGGGGCAGAGGAAGGAGUGUCGAGCAGGGUGGUUGGAAAGGCAGAACUCGGCCGUGUUUUCAAUGCUUUUCCUGGGAAGUGUAACCUCUCCCGGGCUAGACCACGCUUCGUCCCUUACCAGGGGCGAAGGCAGAAGCUGGGAGGCCGGUGAACUGGAAAGGACUUCAUGCGUAGCUGUGCUUUGGUUAAAAACAUGACUCAGUCCCCCAGCGCGUGCUCUACGAUAUUCACCGCCUGGGCCGCGGGGUAUUUGAACUUUGUCACUUGCCUUUCUCAUUUAUGUUUGCAAUCGUGGUUGAUGAUUACAUUGAUAAGCGUAAGGGCUCGAGCGAAGGGGUUCUACCUGGUUUUUUGUUUGGCCCUAAGCACGUUUGUACAAUAACUUUGUUUAUAAUCGAUAGUGCACAUCAGGUAAGUUGGAAAAAACUAUGAGGUAAGUAAUGAGUUUUUGCUUUUUUAUAGAGAUUGGUAAGGAUUGUUGUAGAUAGAUAUAUAUCUCAUAGAGAAGCCUUUUUUGCUGGAUAUUUAGAGUAAAAUUAGCUGGAAAAUGCAACUGCCGAUCUUGCUAGAUACUUAUCUGCAUGGCUCCUAGGAGUAGUUUGAUAAUUUCAAGAGUUUUCCCCUCCCAGUUUGGGCAGAAUCCAGGGAGCUCUUAACUGUGUAGGGAGAAAAAUCUGAGUUGGCUUUCACGUCUGUUCUCUUUGAGUGCGUUGACAGCCUCAAAACUGGGAUUGAGAUCGUAAUGCAGCUUACUAAGAACAAGGCUUUUUUUUUUUUUUACUUGUAAAAAAACAGGUUUAAUGAACCACUCUGAUAACUGCUAAGAUAAAGAGCUGCUUAAUACAACACAUUUCUUUACUAGUUUGCAGAUGGUAGGAGUACAGCUCAGAUUUUUUUCUUUCUGCCCUGUAAAAUUUGUGAUUUAAUGUGUUUUACUUAUCGAAUAGGCCACCAAGUUCAAUAAGCUGAGCUUUUGCCAUCUUUAAUGGAUUGUGGGGGAAUAAAGGCUAGUGUUAGAGUAUGUAUAUAACUAAAAUGUGGAACUAUUUCAGUUGAAUGCUUUUUAUGUAUAGAUGAUGGUUAGCUGAGAAUUUCAGAUAUGAAAUAGUGCUGCCAACCAAAAAUUGUUUUUAAACUUGUAAGGUUUACAUGCUGCUCAAAAAUAAAAUUUGCCAUGUUACAGCACAGAUUAGAGUUCCUUUUAUGCAUAUUUUGAAUGUAUAAGUUUUUUCUAAAUUGAGAAUUGUAAUGUUUGGAAAUUUGAAUCAUCUUGUAGUGUUUUUGGUGGAGAUACUUAGAAUCACCAUGGUGGGGGUGAGGGGCAGCUUAUGGAAAUUGGGUCUUAAGUAAAGAACCAGAAGUUUUAUGUUAUAUAAACUGAGUAAAUAACUUGUAGGUUUAAGUUACGUAAUUUGUGGAAAUUUGAUAAGAAACCUUUAGUAAUCAUUCAGGGACCACAGAAAAGAUUGUUCCUUUCUCAAUGUUUUUAAAAAGUAAUACUGUUUGUUUUUAAGUUAAUUUAAUGUGUGCAUUUAGAUUAAGCGUUAAUGAUUUUGAAGCAAAUAGUUUAAUAGCAGUUAGGCAGUUUUUUGGUAUAACACAACUAAUAUGCAGUUUAACAUAUGGUUUAAAUUUGAUGUAAGUUUUUUUUUUCCCCCCCAGAAAACUUUAGAAACUGUUCCUUUGGAGAGGAAAAAGAGAGAAAAGGAACAGUUCCGUAAACUCUUUAUUGGGGGCUUAAGCUUUGAAACCACAGAAGAAAGUUUGAGGAACUACUACGAACAAUGGGGAAAACUUACAGAUUGUGUGGUGAUGAGGGAUCCUGCAAGCAAAAGAUCAAGAGGAUUUGGUUUUGUUACUUUCUCAUCCAUGGCUGAGGUUGAUGCUGCCAUGGCUGCAAGACCUCACUCAAUUGAUGGGAGAGUGGUUGAGCCAAAGCGUGCUGUAGCAAGAGAAGAAUCUGGAAAACCUGGGGCUCAUGUAACUGUGAAGAAGCUGUUUGUUGGUGGAAUUAAAGAAGAUACUGAGGAACAUCACCUUAGAGAUUACUUUGAAGAAUAUGGAAAAAUUGAUACCAUUGAAAUAAUUACUGAUAGGCAGUCUGGGAAGAAAAGAGGCUUUGGCUUUGUUACUUUUGAUGACCAUGAUCCUGUGGAUAAAAUUGUAUUGCAAAAGUACCACACCAUCAAUGGUCAUAAUGCAGAAGUAAGAAAGGCUUUGUCUAGACAAGAAAUGCAAGAAGUCCAGAGUUCUAGGAGUGGAAGAGGAGGUAACUUUGGUUUUGGAGAUUCACGUGGUGGUGGUGGGAAUUUUGGACCAGGGCCAGGAAGUAAUUUUAGAGGAUCUGAUGGAUAUGGAAGUGGACGUGGAUUUGGAGAUGGCUAUAAUGGGUAUGGAGGAGGACCUGGAGGUGGCAAUUUUGGAGGUAGCCCUGGUUAUGGAGGAGGAAGAGGAGGAUAUGGUGGUGGAGGACCUGGAUAUGGCAACCAGGGUGGGGGCUACGGAGGUGGUUAUGACAACUAUGGAGGAGGAAAUUACGGAAGUGGAAAUUAUAAUGAUUUUGGAAAUUACAACCAGCAACCCUCUAACUACGGUCCAAUGAAGAGUGGAAACUUUGGUGGUAGCAGAAACAUGGGGGGACCAUAUGGUGGAGGAAACUAUGGUCCAGGAGGCAGUGGAGGAAGUGGGGGUUAUGGUGGGAGGAGCCGAUAUUGAGCUUCUUCUCUUUGCCUUGGGUAAGUAGCUUUUGAGUUUUACAAUUAUUAUUAUCUUGGGAGACCUAGCUGCAGGAGUAAAAGCUUUUUAGGAUCAUGUUAUCUUUCCUUAAAAUCUGGGUAGAUGGAUAAUUUCAUAACCUAUUUUUUUUUUACUCUUUACUUCUGUUGAAACAGGCUUCACUGUAUAAAUAGGAGAGGAUGAGAGCCCAGAGGUAACAGAACAGCUUCAGGUUAUCGAAAUAACAAAUGUUAAGGAAACUCUUAUCUCAGUCAUGCAUAAAUAUGCAGUGAUAUGGCAGAAGACACCAGAGCAGAUGCAGAGAGCCAUUUUGUGAAUGGAUUGGAUUAUUUAAUAACAUUACCUUACUGUGGAGGAAGGAUUGUAAAAAAAAAAAUGCCUUUGAGACAGUUUCUUAGCUUUUUAAUUGUUGUUUCUUUCUAGUGGUCUUUGUAAGAGUGUAGAAGCAUUCCUUUGAUAAUGUUAAAUUUGUAAGUUUCAGGUGACAUGUGAAACCUUUUUUAAGAUUUUUCUCAAAGUUUUGAAAAGCUAUUAGCCAGGAUCAUGGUGUAAUAAGACAUAACGUUUUUCCUUUAAAAAAAUUUAAGUGCGUGUGUAGAGUUAAGAAGCUGUUGUACAUUUAUGAUUUAAUAAAAUAAAUUCUAAAGGAAAUUGUGUAAUUAUAGACUUUUUAUUUUAAAUAAGUUAAGGAGGGGGUAGUAUAAAUAAGGUCCAUUGCAAAGCUGUUGUUAUAUUUGUGUAAGAUAAAUGCUGGUCAGAUGUAAGUGUGUUGUCUGCGAUUCAUCAGGAUUAAAUUAUCUAGAUGACUUAAGGGAUAUCUCUGCAAGGAGAAACACCUUUUUAGAUCUUUUAGAUGCUGCUUCUUCAAUGCAAGGAAAGGAAAUAACCCCAGCGAGGUACUCUUCAGGGACACAGGUCUAGUACAAGAGAACUCUUGACGGCUACUAAGUUCAGCCAGUCUUAAAAAACUGUGCUGUUUCUACAAAGCUUUAACUACAGUAGUUUAUAAGGAUGCCAACGAAAGCUGAGGGUGUAGAGCAAAAUAGUUCUAAGCUUCAGUUAAACUUCUUUAGGUAAGAUCUUAUUUACUUUUCCUUUCUUAAUUUUCCUCCCUAAAAGAUAAACUAAUACUCUUCAAUGGUCUUUCAGUAUAGUGGUUCUUAUGUAGUGUAACAUAGCUAUAAAUUGAGUUUAACAAUUUAUAAACUCAACUUGAGAGAAUAAUUUUUAUGAACCCUGUUUUCCAAUCUGUCAUUUACUUAAAUUAUUUUGGUUGUUUUCCCUUUUUUUUCCUUCUUUCCCAUCCCCUCUCCCUCCAUGAAGAUUCAGGUGCUUAACAUAUCAUUUUUUUCCCUGCUGGAAUUUUAGCAUUGAUAUGAACCAUGGACAAGUAUAUUCUGCUGCCACAAAGACUGUAAAGUGCUUCAUUUCAACAGCUGAGGCAAGCCAAGUGAUCAUUAAUAAAGCUUUUCUUGGUUCCUUCAGUGGUGUUGGUAGUAAAAUGGAAGGUGUCUUGCUGCAGGUAACUAAUGAAGAAGUGGUCAACCACAGAGUCUUCAAGAAAUAAGAAAUUCUGUACCAUCUGAAAGUAGUUCUUGUUGGUGCCUUCAUUUAAGAAGCACUCUUAAGAUAAAAGGGAAAUGUUUUCUGAUAAAAACAAAAUCUUCAUUUAGUACAGGUUCUUCAUUUUAAAAAUUAAAAAUGAAUGUUGUUUGUAAAACUAACAUUCUCAAAUUAGCCAGAGAUAAAUGUGUCAUGUUUUUAAUUAGGUUUUGUGAGUAGAGAGAUUAAAGUUCUAUUUUAAAUACAAAGUUUAUAAAAUAAAUACUUUUGUACCCAAACACGUGGUGUAAUGUUUACACAUAAAAUGUGUGAAUCUUGUUAUAUAAACGUUUAGUUGUCUAAAAGAUUACCAUCCCCUAAAUUUUUAAAGCAGUUAAACAAAGGUAUGCAUAUUUCCAUUUUAUUUUUCAAUAUUAGACACAUUUCAGAAAAGCAUUGUGGGCAUUAUUGGCUGUCCCUAAUAAAAUGCUGUUUACCCACUGUA
This is a messenger RNA of Oryctolagus cuniculus (rabbit), 5285 nucleotides long. NCBI's taxonomy places the organism in Eukaryota, Metazoa, Chordata, Mammalia, Lagomorpha, Leporidae. The record is from RefSeq and is a predicted model, not a curated record.